AUGAUGGUACCGACCACAAACGGAGCAUCUAAAAAAAUCCCAACCACUACAAUUAAUAAUCAGGGAUUAUAUAAUUCUGGCGAUGCGGACACGACAGCACAGGCCGUUCUCCUGUCCGAGCUGGUCGCGCAGAAAUCGCGGGCCGUGGAAGCGAGGCGGCACGCGCUCGUGCUUCUCCGCGAAUUCCGGUCGCUCAACGACAGCAUCGCCGACGCCAACGGGAAGAUUCAGGACGCGUUGCGCGCGCGGGAGAAACUCAAGCUGACGUCAGCGCGACUCGAGCAGCAGCGGAAAGUCAUCGACGAGCUUUCAGUGAUUGUAGACAACACCGCUCAGCGGAUGUACGAGCGCGACUCGGAGGACGCCCGGCUGUCGCUUGUGGCAGCGGGCGAGGCGAAACUCGUGGCACAGCGGCUGUCUGCGAAUCUCGCACGGAAGGUGCUGCGACUGCGCGACAAAGUGGCGUCGUACAACAUCGCAGUGACGUGCCGCGACGAGAUAGUUAAAGCCUGGGAGCAGCGGCUUCCGCAGGCAAUGGAAGCGGAGAAACUAACCAACGCGACGCUGCGAGAUUACCUUGCAGUGUUCAAACGCGCGAUGAAAUCCUUUCCUGAAGCGGAGCGCGCCAUACUCGAAAUCGUCCAAACGCCGUUCUCAUCAAAGCGCCGAAAUGAGACGCGCCACGGUGGCGCGGCAUCGGCGCCAGUCGCGUUGAGUUCAGUCGCAGAUGAUGAUGCAGAGAAUCAGCAUCAUACUUCAUCGCCUUCAUUAAACGGACCACCUUCAUUCACUCAGAAGAAGAAUCGUACGGUUGGACGCCCCUGGAGCGACAAAGAAGACCCAUUUCUCGCGGAAAUUGAGGCGCCGCCCCAUGGUGAAGGGACAGAAGCUGAACAUCGCCCUGAAGAUAUUAAGAACUUGCAGGAGAAGCUGCGCAAGUCAAGUGAAGCCGUGGAGGAGAUUGCAUUGGCAGAGGCAGAGGAGGCGGUGGUUCGGGGAUUGCUGGACAGCCUCCGAGCCGAAUUUCAGGCUUGGAAAUCUUCCGUAGCUGAAGGUCGGGCGUCAGAGGACAUAAAGAAUUUGAGAAGGAUGCGUGAAGACCUGGAAUACGCGGAAGGCGAUGCAGAGUUUGCGGCUUCCCAAGUGAAGGAAGGCGAGAAAGAUGUUGAGCAGGCGGAAGCUGAGCUGGCGGGCGCACGGGAAAUUGCUGAGGAGCAGACAAGGAUCUUGCACGAAGCGGAGGAAGAUUUGCGCCGAGCCAUGAGUGUUGAGGCGGCGACGCAGACCUUGAAAGCACGGAUUCAGCGAGAGGAGGCUGAACGGGUGAAGGCUCAGGCGGAGAGGGUUGCAGGAGAGAUGUUGCGUAAGGUGCAACUAGCUGAGGCGUUGGUUUUGGAAAGAAGGCCUGGCUUGCAAGAUGCCAUUGCGGAGAGGGAGAGGCUAGCAAGGAAAGUUGCAGCGUUGAAAGCUAGUGUGAAAGAGUUAGAGGAGAGGUAUGGAGAGGGUGAGUCAGCGGCUAAGGAGGCUGUUAGGCUCAUAAAGCUGCUCAUGCCGGUUGUGACUGCUAAGUAUGAGGAAGCUCGUGCUGCCAAGCAGGCGUGGGGCAGAUUCUUGAGCCUCGAGAAUGCCUAG
This is a messenger RNA of Closterium sp. Yama58-4, 1632 nucleotides long. The record is from the annotation of a GenBank genome assembly. NCBI's taxonomy places the organism in Eukaryota, Viridiplantae, Streptophyta, Zygnematophyceae, Desmidiales, Closteriaceae.